AUGGCGGCAACAUUUCACCGUUAUAUGAGUGGGCUCCUGGCCUUGGGCUUUCUUCACAUAAGCUGCGCCGCUGUUAUACACAAGCAGACGGAGCUGGUCCGUUUCCGAGUUCCAGAUGUCACCGCUGACUCCUUACACAACGUCCGAAUGGACUUCCUCGACUCGGACUUCCAAGGCGAGAUUCACCUCCUGUAUGGUGACUGUGAUCUCUCCAGUUCCAGCCAAAAGCACCAUGAGAUCGGAAGCAUGUUUGUGAAGCGCGACGCUCAUCCCGAGCGGUUCGUCUGGGCGACACCAUCGGAUGCUCCCCACCUGCAUUGUCUUCACGCGUUUUCGGGAUCAACAUUAGUUGGAAGAUCAACCCCAGUGUCUGUGGCCGCACCACUCGUACGGCGAGAGAGUAUUGCGGAUGUCGCCGAUGCGAUGGGGCCAUGGUUCGAUGGUAUCGCAUACAUGGAGGCGAAGGAGCCUGGCAAGGCCGUCGUGGCUCAAGCGAAGGACGCCUCCGUGGCGAUUAUCGGAGGAGGCAUGUCCGGCCUGUUGACCAGUCAUCUACUAGAGUCAGUCGGCAUACACAACUGGCACAUCAUUGAAUCCUCCGGCAGAAUAGGAGGCCGUAUCCGUACCGAAUACCUCAACAAUACACGCCCGGACCAGUACCAGUACCAGGAGAUGGGUCCGAUGCGGUUCCCCGUGAGCAUCACCUAUGCGGACACGAAUGAAACCCUCGAAAUUCAGGACCACAAGAUGGUUUUCCAGCUGGGCGAUGUGCUCAACAAGAUGAAUUCGGACACUCCCGAACUUGCUGUAAAUUUUAUUCCAUUCGUUCAGAACAGUCCGAAUGUGCCGGCUAGCACCGGUGGUAAUCGUUUGCCCAAUGGACUUAUUCCUACCGCGGCAGACGUAGCUGCGAAUUCAUCGCUUAACUACGAGGCAGCGUCUUCCAAUGCGACAGCUGCCGCAGAUGCAGUGCAAGCGUACACAGACUAUACUACUGCGGACAAGAUCACCCCAAAGAUCAUCGCCAACAUGUAUCAGGCACACAAGUCCGCUGUCGAAAGUGGAUAUUUCCACUGGUCAGAAGCGGGCUACUUGCGCUAUGCUCUCGGGUACAAUGACAACAUCACCGACUAUGUUGCUGGAACUGACGACACUCCGAUGUGGGAUAGUCUCUAUGAAGGCGUCUACUUCAGUGCCACCCAAUGGCGCACCAUUGACAAAGGACUUGAAUCGCUCCCACGUGCCUUUUGGCCACAUGUCGCGAAUAAGACAACCUUGAACCGCAAGAUCCAGGGGCUAUCCUUCAAUGAGACAUCCGGAAAGAUCGCUGUCAAUUGGCGCGACGAUCCAAUGCAACUAGAGCCGGAAAGUGCAGAAUAUGACUAUGCAGUUGUCUCUGCACCAUUUAGCAAGGUCCGGCUAUGGGAUAUGCCUCGCUAUUCAUCUCUUCUGAGUCGGGCUAUCUCCUCCAUGAAUUACGCCCAGUCUUGUAAGAUGUCACUGCUCUUCAAGACACGAUUCUGGGAACACCAGGAGAAGCCCAUCUUUGGAGGAUGCGGAUCCGUGGACUUAGCGGGAAUCGGGUCGGUUUGCUAUCCAUCCUUCAACAUUAACGGCACCGGGCCAGGCGUUGUCCUGGCAUCGUACGUCAGUGAUACUCCGGCACGGUCGGUCGCUGCCUUGAGCACUGAGGACCACGUUGCUCUGGUAAUGCGCUCUAUGGUCCAAAUUCAUGGUGACAUCGCCGCCGAACAAUACACUGGCAUCUAUGACCGCCAAUGCUGGGAAGUUGACGAGCAUCAGGCUGGUGCUUGGGCGGCUCCUGUUGUCGGACAGCAGGAGCUGUAUCUUCCUGCGUAUUACCAAACCGAAUCCAAGACAAUCUUUAUCGGCGAACAUACUAGUUACACUCAUGCCUGGAUUUUCUCGGCGUUGGACUCUGCCGUCCGUGGAACCACACAGCUCCUUCUUGACCUUGGCUUGGUGGAUGAAGCGAAAGAAAUUGUGAAUACUUGGAUGGGGCGGUGGAUCAAGGUUUAAGAUCCUUGUUGUUUCUUAGUAGCUCACAGUAUAUUAUUCCCAUACGUACAAUACAUAUGUUUCAGUAUGUAUCUAGCAAAUUAGCAAUGUAUUUCUUUGAUUCACCUUUACUACUUUUUUUUUUUUAUUGAUUAUUUGGAUUCCAAUCUUUUCCACAUAUUUUAAUGCCUUUUCUUUCC
Aspergillus pseudonomiae is the source of this 2219-nucleotide messenger RNA. RefSeq names its product flavin monoamine oxidase family protein. The transcript is spliced from 2 exons. Gene Ontology annotation, molecular function: L-amino-acid oxidase activity; polyamine oxidase activity. Bases 1 to 2040 code for a protein of 679 amino acids. NCBI's taxonomy places the organism in Eukaryota, Fungi, Ascomycota, Eurotiomycetes, Eurotiales, Aspergillaceae. The record is from RefSeq and is a predicted model, not a curated record. Gene Ontology annotation, biological process: amino acid catabolic process.